AUGUCGAACAAAUACGAAGCGCCCAGCGGUCCCCCUCCAGGCUACCCUCAACAACCGCAACAGGCCCACUACGACGCCGGUCCCGCCGGCGACCCUCGAGGCGCCGCAGACGGAUACUACGGCAGCCCACCACCAGGUCAAUACGGCCAACCUGCUCCUUAUGGACAGCCGCCGUACGGACAGCAGCCCUAUGGCCAGCCGGGCUAUCCCCCACAGGGCGGCCCAUACCAGCAGCAGCCGAUGAUGUAUCAGCAAGGACCGCCGCCUGGUGCCUACGAUCAGCGCGGUCCGGGCGGUGGUGGUGCUGGAUGCUGUGCGGGUAUUAUGGCCGCGUUAGCUUGCUGCUGUUGUUUGGACAUCCUCUUUUAA
Zasmidium cellare ATCC 36951 is the source of this 369-nucleotide messenger RNA. RefSeq lists its product as uncharacterized. NCBI's taxonomy places the organism in Eukaryota, Fungi, Ascomycota, Dothideomycetes, Mycosphaerellales, Mycosphaerellaceae. The transcript is spliced from 3 exons. The record is from RefSeq and is a predicted model, not a curated record. Bases 1 to 369 code for a protein of 122 amino acids.